AUGAUGGAGCAAAUACAUAUACGAUCAAGAGAUAAACAAAAUAAUAUUCAUCAUUUACGAGCAUUGAAACCACAAGUGACAAAACUUUCUCGACAACAUCAUCAUAUUCGUCGAUCAUAUAAUAAUCAACAUGAAAAUCAAUUUAAAAAUAAAUCAAAGACUAUUAGAACUAAACGUCAUGUAUCGUUGUCGAGUAAUAAUUUCUGGCAUAAUAAUAAUUCAGAAACAAAAAUAACAAAUAAUACAGCAAGUGAUAUUACACGAGAUGAUGAAUUGGAUUUAUCCGUCAA
Molecule: messenger RNA, 290 nt
Organism: Adineta steineri
Lineage: Eukaryota; Metazoa; Rotifera; Eurotatoria; Adinetida; Adinetidae
Source: the annotation of a GenBank genome assembly